Dovyalis caffra is the source of this 1497-nucleotide messenger RNA. NCBI's taxonomy places the organism in Eukaryota, Viridiplantae, Streptophyta, Magnoliopsida, Malpighiales, Salicaceae. The record is from the annotation of a GenBank genome assembly.
AUGUUUGUGUCUUGUGUUGUAAUGAACUCAUGUGCUGCAGAGCUUAAACUUCUUUUAACAGCUCUUUUAGUUAUUUGCAGUAUUGCUACACUUUUCCAGAUUCUCCCUUCACGUUUUACCAUCUCUGCUUCUGAUCUCCGUUUUUGCAUCUCAAAAAUCACCACUACAACUACCACAACCACCACCACCACCUCCAUUGCUCCCCUCAACAAUACCACCGUCAUGCCUCCAAUCCCAUCUCCACCCUCCACUCAAAAAGAUAAAGUGGCUGACAAUGGUGUUAUAAAGCGAGUGUUUAACCCUUAUGGUUCGGCUGCUUAUAAUUUUAUCACCAUGGGUGCUUAUAGAGGUGGACUCAACACUUUUGCUAUUAUAGGCCUUGCUUCAAAACCUCUCCACCUUUACUCAAAACCCACUUACCAAUGCGAGUGGGUCCCUGAAUCGUCCUCUGCAUCUAACUCUACUUUCUCCACUGUUUCUUACAAAAUCCUCCCUGAUUGGGGUUAUGGUCGCGUUUACACCGUUGUUGUAGUGAACUGUACCUUUUCAGAGCCGGUUAAUGUUGAAAAUUCAGGUGGGAAGUUGUUCUUGGAAGCCUCAACAUCAGGCGGUGGUGAUAAAAAAUUUAACAUUACUGAUAGAUUUGAGGUUUUAAAUGAAUCUCCAGGUGAUUUGAACAUGACCCUUUAUAGUUCAAAGCCUAAAUAUGAUUAUUUGUAUUGUGGGUCAUCUUUAUAUGGUGGGCUAAGUCCACAAAGAGUGAGGGAAUGGCUUGCUUAUCAUGUGAGAUUAUUUGGGCAAAGAUCUCAUUUUGUUAUACAUGAUGCUGGUGGGGUUCAUGAGGAGGUUUUGGAGGUUUUGAAGCCAUGGAUGGAAUUGGGGUAUGUUACAUUGCAAGAUAUAAAAGACCAAGAGAGGUUUGAUGGGUAUUACCAUAAUCAGUUUAUGGUUGUUAAUGAUUGUUUGCAUAGGUAUAAGUUUAUGACUAAGUGGAUGUUCUUUUUUGAUGUUGAUGAGUAUAUUUAUGUGCCACCAAAGAAUACUAUCAAGUCUGUGUUGGAUUCGCUAUCGGAUCAUACUCAGUUCACUAUUGAGCAAAUGCCUAUGAGUAGCAAACUCUGCCUCUCUGCUGAUUAUGGUAGAUAUUACAGGAAGUGGGGGUUUGAGAAGCUUGUAUAUAGAGAUGUGAAGAAAGGCAUAAGGAGAGACAGAAAAUACGCAAUCCAACCACGCAAUGUCUUUGCAUCUGGAGUGCACAUGUCCCAGAACUUUGUUGGUAAAACAACUCACAGGACCGAGGGCAAGAUCAAAUAUUUCCAUUAUCAUGGAACCAUUGCACAGAGGCGUGAGCCAUGCCGGAACCUGCUCAAUGUUACAGAAAUCAAAUUUGAAAACACUCCUUACGUUCUUGAGACCACAAUGCGAGAUCUUGCUUGGUCUGUGAAGAAAUUUGAGCUCAAAAUGAUCGGACCCAAGCUACAAAAUACCCGGCAAUGA